Trichoplax adhaerens is the source of this 240-nucleotide messenger RNA. RefSeq lists its product as uncharacterized. The annotation marks the transcript as partial. NCBI's taxonomy places the organism in Eukaryota, Metazoa, Placozoa, Uniplacotomia, Trichoplacea, Trichoplacidae. The transcript has a single exon. The record is from RefSeq and is a predicted model, not a curated record.
GAUUGCUACAGUGAUCGAGGACAAGGUUAUCGCGGAAAGACAUCUAUUACCAAGCAGGGCUACUCUUGCCAAUCUUGGAAUUCACAGAAUCCUCACUCGCACCCUUAUAAUUCGUCGUUAUAUACUGAUGAUGAUUUAUCUUCUAAUUAUUGUCGAAAUCCUGGAGGCCUUCGUAGUGCUCCAUGGUGCUAUACCACCUUAUCCAAUCUAAGUUGGCAAUCAUGCAAUAUUACGGCUUGC